Ceratitis capitata (Mediterranean fruit fly) is the source of this 564-nucleotide messenger RNA. RefSeq lists its product as uncharacterized. Lineage: Eukaryota; Metazoa; Arthropoda; Insecta; Diptera; Tephritidae. The record is from RefSeq and is a predicted model, not a curated record. Bases 1 to 564 code for a protein of 187 amino acids. The transcript has a single exon.
AUGAGCCGUGAAAACUGGCAUGAACUGAGUAGUCUCGAGCUAGCUGACCCAAAUUGUUACAUUCCAGCUCAAAUCGAUAUGGUUAUCGGCAGCCAUCUUAUUCCACAAAUUCUAGUGGAAGAGCUGCAAAAAGUUUGCGACAAUCUUCUUGCGCAAAAUACCUUAUUUGGAUGGAUACUUAGGUGUUCGGCGACCGAAAAGGUAUCCUCAUUUUCCACCCAAACAGAACGAGUUUCCAAAAAAACGCCCAGUACACAACUGAGACAAUUCUGGGAACAGGAGGAAAUCCAUAAACCUCCACAAAGUACGACUGAAAAUCAGGCAUGUGAAGAUUAUUAUGUUGCAACAACGACCCGCAUUUCAAGCGGUCACUGCAUUGUCAGGCUUCCAUUUAAGGAAACUUAUCCAGAAAAACUCACCCUAGGCCAUUACCGGUCUGCGGCAUUCCAGCAAUUCCUUAGCAUGGAACCUACGCUUCAGAAGAAAAGGGAGUUAAAGACAAUGUACAACGAUGUGUUGCAAGAAUAUAUAACGUUGGACCAUGGAACUCACAAUCCCCCGUGA